Messenger RNA from Penicillium soppii, 1512 nucleotides. RefSeq lists its product as uncharacterized. NCBI's taxonomy places the organism in Eukaryota, Fungi, Ascomycota, Eurotiomycetes, Eurotiales, Aspergillaceae. Bases 1 to 1512 code for a protein of 503 amino acids. The transcript is spliced from 5 exons. Gene Ontology annotation, molecular function: transmembrane transporter activity. Gene Ontology annotation, biological process: transmembrane transport. Gene Ontology annotation, cellular component: membrane. The record is from RefSeq and is a predicted model, not a curated record.
AUGACAACGAAUGAAAUGCAUUCGAGCGCCGAAACAGAGCCGCUACUGGCGCACGCGACCGAUCGACUGAAAUCAAAGAAACUAUUGAUCUUCAUAGUGUGCGGCAUAUUCAUUCUAUCAUCCGACUUCGGAUUUUACAUGUCAAAUGCGCCGCAGCUGGCAGUUUUUCAGGAUAUCAUCUGUCGAAACUACAAAGCAACUCUUCAUCGCGCUGGCGAUGUGCUGGCACCGGGUUCCCCGUCGGACUUGAACCCCUGUAAAUCUGAGGCCGUGCAGGGAGAAUUGGCUCUUGUGAUUGGAUACAAAGAGACACUUGAAGCUCUGCCUGGUCUUGUGCUCGCGCUUCCUUAUGGUGUUCUUUCGGAUCGCUACGGACGCAAGCCUAUCCUGUGCCUUGGAAUUUUGGGCAUUGUUCUUGGUGAACUCUGGGUAAGGGUCGUUUGCCUGUGGGCCAAUGUCAUUCCUCUCCGGAUGGUCUGGCUAUCAGCGCUUUUCAGGACAAUUGGGGGCGGCGAGCAGGUCAUGACUUCCGUUGCAUUAGUCAUGGUAGCCGAUGUCUUCUCUGAAGAUGAAAGGUCGACGAUUCUGUUCCGGCUCCAAUCCUGCGUCAUAAUAGCAGAGAUCCUGGCGACUCCGCUAAGUGCUUACUUGAUGACAUUUGGUCCAAUGUAUCCUUAUAUUCUAUCUAUCGGGAUCGUGAUUGUAGGAAGCCUCCUGGCCUUAUUCCUUCCCGAGACCCUCGAAGAUGCAAAGGCAAAGCAAGUAAACCAAGCAGAGCCACAAACCGAACCCGAGAACUUGCACUCUGGCAAAAGAACGAUGCUCCAAGAGCUUACCCGACAAGUUCAUGAAUUCGCCAGCUCAACACGGUUCAUCUGGUCCGAUUUGAACAUUUGCAUGGUGAUCGUGGUACUAUUUGUCACUGUAAUGAGCCGACAGUGUACAAAUAUCCUCCUACAAUACGUAUCGACGAAAUUCGACUGGAGCAUUAGUCGCUCCAGUCUCCUCAUAUCCCUGCGCGGGAUAUUCUCCCUAGUAACCUACCUAGUACUCAUGCCAUCGGUAUCCUUCAUAGCCGCCAAAUACUUCAACAUACACGGCAAACGAAGCGACCACGUAAUGAGCAAAGGCAGCGGUAUCCUUUCGGUUAUCGGAUUCAUUGCCGUCUCCAUCGCCCCAACUCCCGCCAUCUUGAUCGCCGGCCAGGUCAUUCUAUCCAUCGGCACAGCAUUCGCGGUUACUAUGCGCAGUCUGGCGACUUCGCUCGUACUCCCCGACCAUGUCGGUACUCUGUAUUCGGCAAUUGCCAUUGUCCAAGGGCUAGGAGUACUCAUCUCAGGUCCAUUAUUCGCCAAUCUCUUUCGGCUGGGUAUGCAUCUUGGCAAUGCUUGGCUAGGACUGCCUUUCCUACUGGCUGCACUCUUUUUCGUUAUUGCUGUUGCGGUCGUUUGGAAUAUAAAGCUAGAGCCUUUGCGUGGAAAUAAUGAGGAGCAGGAGGCGUUAUUAUCCUAG